CUCUGUUCCUCUGUAACGGCGCAGUCUUGUCUGAAUCUCGUAAUUGUCACUCUCCCAUUGAAGAAAGGAAGAGACUUUUUUUUUUGUUCAAAAAAGGAAGAGACUUUAGUAUCCAGAGAUUUGGUGUUAUUGAUGGCGGCGAGCGCGAAUCCGACGGAAAGUUCAUCGGCGGCGGCUACGAAUGGUGGUGCUGUCGAAAAUGGUGGUAAAACGACAGUGGAUAAUAAUUCAGAGACGAUAAGCGCGUUGAAGCAUAAUCCAGGGAUCUCUGUUGAUUGGUCUCAUGAGGAGCAAUCUUUAUUGGAAGAUUUGCUCGCAAAGUACGCGUCAGAGCCUACAAUAGUUCGUUAUGCCAAGAUUGCUAUAAAAAUGAAGGAUAAAACUGUUAGAGAUGUUGCUCUUCGUUGUAGAUGGAUGACUAAAAAGGAAAAUGGAAAGCGUAGGAAAGAAGACCUUUCCUCAAGGAAAAGCAAAGAUAAGAAAGAAAAAACUACGGAUUCUUCAGCCAAGUCCACAUCUCAUUUGAAUGUACAUCCGAAUGGUCCUUCAUAUGCUGCGCCUAUGAUGCCAUUAGAUAGUGAUGAUGGAAUUUCAUAUAAAGCUAUUGGUGGUGUGAGUGGAGAUCUUCUCGAACAAAAUGCUCAAAUGUUUAACCAAGUUUCAUCAAAUUUCUCUGCUUUCCAGAUACAUGAGAACGUCAAUAUCUUGUGCAAAGCUAGGGACAACAUCCUCGCAAUCUUGAACGACUUGAAUGACAUGCCUGAGGUUAUGAAGCAGAUGCCACCUCUUCCGGUUAAGGUGAACCAAGACCUUGCGAAUUCCAUCCUCCCUCGCCCUCCCCAUCAAAUGAAGUCGUGAUGGAUCUUUAUAGAAAGCCUAUUGAUGGUUGAUUUUUAUCAAAGAAGAAAGGGAAAUAAAUGGAGUAGAUGUAGAGUGUAAUGACUCCAAUAGAGUUACUACUAGUCUCUUUUGCGGUUUCGAUUGUUUCUCAAUGGUUUAGCAAAACUGUUAGGGUUGUAUUGUCGUUUAGGAUGUGAAUAGAUUUCAAUUGUUUAUGGUAAAAAGUCUUUGUAUAAAAAUUGGUUUUCAAGCUGAAAGGUUUGAGAUUACAAGAGAUGAUGUGUUCUUACUACAUCACACUCUCCUCUUAUCUCUAUGAAAUAUGGUAGCAAAGAUAAUUUAAAAAAGAGUGAUGUUGUUCAAGAACUUUCUAAUUUCUACUCCAAUAGCAGCCAAAGCCAAGACACCAACCGCAGAACCAUAACCAAUGUUCCAAGAAGAGCCAGCUUUAGCCAAAUGAAUACCAUAGAAGAUGUUAGAAAUAGCAAGUAUUAUCAUAGCUCUUCCUAAGUUGUGAUGAUACCAGUUCCAAUAUAUCCUGUAUUUAGAUUCUUUGUCCGGUCUAGCAAGCAACGCUAGGACCUGUAAUGAUGAUAAACAUAACCAAAUAAAACCGAUUGUUAUGUAGUUAUACUCGAGUUUUGAGUGUGAAAAUAAGAUGUACC
Molecule: messenger RNA, 1505 nt
Organism: Eruca vesicaria subsp. sativa (arugula)
Lineage: Eukaryota; Viridiplantae; Streptophyta; Magnoliopsida; Brassicales; Brassicaceae
Source: the annotation of a GenBank genome assembly